AUGCUCGACCUCCGUCUGGGUUGGCAUCGGCGGACGGGCUAUACGCUAGCAGACGCGUUCACGCCGCUCGUCGAGGGCGUACUCGACCACACGGAGGCGGCGGUCGCUGCGCUGAUGGACGCGACCUGCGCGCGUGCGUCGCACGCGAUCGCUUCUUCCUCCUCGACGACUCCCGUCUCUCGUCACCUUCACCAGCGACGACACCACGACGCGACGACGCUCAUCGAAUUCGAUUCCGAUACGCGUCCACCGUCCCGCACGCUGGUGGACGGUCCUGAGCGAUGGCGGCGGUACAGCUCAUCGUGCGUGGCACACACGCCAGCAGGCGCGCCCUGCCGCGAGGUUCUGGGCGACGAAGCGGGUGGGGUGGAGCGUUACGAACUGCAGCACUGCGGUGCCGGCACGGCCUUCGAGCGUGUGUCGGGCACGGGCACGGAUGUUGACAUCGACGUGAAGCCCGCGACCUUGACCGAUCCCGCUCUGGUACAAAAAUCACUCCUCGACUCGACCCUGGCGGACGGGAUGUACAUCGACGUCGGCGAUGUCCUCCUGGUCCGUGUCAACGCAGACGAGUACAUGACGAUGAGCCUGGACCAGCCGAAGGCGCAUGAGGGCGUUCAACAGGCUCGCGGCGGCUGGAGAUACCUUCCUCUCGAUCAGUCCUCGAUACCACUCGCCGGGCGUGCUUUCGGAUCGCGCCUUUGCGCCGAGAACCCACGCAACUUCCUCCCCGACUCUGGCCAACUCGCCUACCUGUCCACACCGCCGCCUACUCGCAUAUUCACGGUUCCGCCGGGUGUACAUUGCAUGCCUCUGGCGGAACGCAGCUCUCCCUUCACGCCUGCCGCGAACACGUCUGUUGUCAUCGCGCCAUCACUCCGUGUCGAGCGAGGAUUCGACCAUGGCUUCUUCUAA
Molecule: messenger RNA, 915 nt
Organism: Epithele typhae
Lineage: Eukaryota; Fungi; Basidiomycota; Agaricomycetes; Polyporales; Epitheliaceae
Exons: 5
Coding region: 1-915 (304 amino acids)
Source: RefSeq, a predicted model, not a curated record